UGGGAGUGUGCUCUCUACAGUUGUUACCGGAAAGCAGGUGCUGGGAAGCAGGUGAAUGGAAUGCUCCACUAUUUAAAGACCAUGAAUGAUCAGCCAUGGACCAGAUCACGUUUCAUCAUGAUACUGUGCUGUCAGAUGUUCAUAUGCUCCUGCCCAAUGCGCGCCACCUUAUGACACGCCUUAAUAAUGUUGGACAGCCUGUCUUCGUCUCCAAAUUCAAGAUCUUGUCAGAUGGUGACUGGCACGACAAGAAUGACCUAGGGAAAGCCUUAAAAGAGGCAAAUGAUCAUGAUGACCCAAGGGAGGAUGGGCAGCAAGGCACAAAAACCACACAAGAAAAAGAUGACAAGAAUAGUGGAGAAGGAAAUGUGGAACCAUUUUUGGAUGAAGACGGAGACCUUAACAUCACACAUCGACCGAGGAAAAACUCUCCGGAGGGUAGCAGCAGAGACGUGGUCUGUCCCAUCGUUCUCAGACAGUCAAACCCUGUAUUGGAACAAGAACAGGAGAACGUGGACGAUGAAGUUGAUAUGUGCUUCAAAGAUAUUAUACGGAUUGAGCACACUAUGGCCACACCCCUGGAGGACGUUGGCAAACAGGUGUGGCGAGGGGCAUUAUUCUUGGCUGAUUUCAUCCUUUCUAAGCCCGUCAUGUUCAGAGGUGCUACAGUCCUAGAGCUGGGAGCUGGAACAGGCUUAACCAGCAUCAUCAUGGCAACCAUAGCCAAAAAAGUGUACUGCACAGAUGUGGGAGAAGACCUUCUGAGCAUGUGCAAGAGAAAUGUUGCGUUAAAUAGACACAUGAUAGAGCACUCAGGUGGUGAGGUUAAAGUGAGACAUCUAGAUUGGCUCCAGCACGACCUCUGUACAGAUGCUAAUGUGGAACUGAGCUGGACAGAGGAGGAAGUUGCGGAUAUGUAUAACAACACCCGCUUCAUCGUUGCAGCUGAUGUGUGCUAUGAUGAUGAUCUGACGGAUGGCCUUUUCCGAACACUGUACCAACUCUGCAGUAACUUUCCUCACACCUGCACCAUCUUCAUCUCCAUAGAGAAAAGGGAUAGAUGAAUUGUUGAAGUCUGAGGGUCCCAGUCCUGUAAUGCAGCUCUCACUGUUAACACUGUGACUUGGACCUGGGGGACAUCAAUCACUGACGGGCUUGCAGCGGGGAGAGGUGAUGUCACUUGCAUCAUCCACACACAAGGAAACAAAUGUUUUCAUGCUUUCAAACAUUUUUUUCAGUCUGUUCUUAACUAUCUGCUUCUUUGAUUUGAUUUCCCUUGCUGUUAACUGUUACAAAUAUCUAAUGUUCAGCGUCUUUGAUUUUACACUCAAACUGUUUUGCCAUUCUUUUCAUCAAUGAGCACAGAGAGGCAUGAUUAAAUUAAAUGUCAUUAAUUAAAUGCCAUUAGGGGAAAUAAGUGUAUGUUGACAUUGACAUAUUUUUCAUGCAUAAUUUUUGCUGGACCUUAUUUUAUUUAUAAAGCUACAAUACAAGGCAAAGCUCACCAGAGUAAGAAAGGGAGAAAAAAGGAAAAGAAAGAAAAUAAUGUAUGUUUUAUUUGUGUAAAAUGUUAUCCAAAAAAAUCCCUGAAUAGAUGAAUAAACAAAAUCGAUAUCGAUAUCCCUCAUUUUAUUUUUUCUUGAUGAAAUUCCAAGGGGCAACAAAGGAAAAACAAUUCAAAUCAGAUGGAGUUCAUCAAAACAGCCAGUGAUGGCGCUAUAGUGUGUAGCUGAAAAACAAGCAAUAAAACAAACCAUAUACAACUGGUCUUAAACACAAGAUUUCUUAAUAGAGAUAACAACCCACUUCUGCGAAGCCCAAUGUGCUCACACAGUAUUUUUCCCAGUACAAAAAAAUACACACACCCAUAAAACACAUACAUACACACACACUCUGACGAUUUAAACAGCAGAGAUACAGAACCCAGGUGCAGGCAGAGAGAAAAAGCAGUAGACAGAGAGAGGCGGGAUUUCACACAGAGCCACACAUUUCAAAGUGAUUAAGGAGGACUUGCUGCCUCACAGCACUUUUAUGGGAUUAUUCUGAAUGGAACUGGUGACAAGACUAUUCUCCCACUUUUUCAUUGCGCACCUUUUAGGCAAGCGAGUAUCUUCCUCCUUUUCCUUUAACCAAAGGAUACUUCUGGAAUUUCCUGUCUAAGAUUGAAGGAACCCGAACAACAAAAAACUAAACAAAGAAACUUCAGCCAUUAGUGUGCUUUAACAUUUAAUGCAACACAAUUGUAGAAUUUGCUAAAAUAAGCAAAUACAAUGAUCAAACGCUGCAGUGCAGUCUGCGUCACUGAGAUCCAGAGCUAUUUUUAAAUGUCCACCUUACAGAUGUAAAGGAGGAAAGUAAAGCAAACAUCACCCUCCAUGCAGCAGCAGCACAUGCAGCAGUCUGUCACUCAUAAAGGGAUCCAGUCCCAGGUGAGCAGAGUGCAGGAGCCGGUCGGUCCACCAUAGUCUGCUAUUAGCUUAACAGUCCUUCAGGACUGCUACAACAUCUAACUGUUGCAUUGGCUGAUGCAAAUAGCUGCUAAUACUCAAUUAAAAAAGCAAAUGUGGCCUAAUUGAAAUGUCAUUUUUUAUUGCUGUACUUAUAAGUAGUUUGCAAUUUGCAUAUUAUGAUUGCUUCUCUAGUAUGCUGCUGUAUGAAUCUACUGCUUUACCAGUCCUGUCACACUUAUGUACAAUACAGUGGUAGAGAAUUGAAGAUGAAAUUUGGAAAUUUGGACCAACGCAAUGUCAAUAUUCUCCUCUGGUUGUUGAUUGGUUAGGGAGGACAUCCUUCAUUGGAGCAGAAGAUAGAAAUAACUUAAUGUCACUUACUGCAUUUGCUGAUUUUUCGAGAGCUACAGCAAAAUCACACAUUCAUUCCCACACUCUAGCAGUAAAUGGUUGGAUUGAACUCUCUGGGUUUGUGUGACCAGACAGGGUGAAAAUCUUUGAUGGUGGGGGAGGGGGCAAGACAGGAGAGGCGUUAGCCAGUCGGAGCAGAGGUGGUUUACUCUGCUCCUUUCAGCUGUAUUGUCAAAUAUUUUGUGAAAUGUGUUUUGAAUUAAUUUUAGAUUUAAGAGAGAAACAAAGAACAGUCACCUGAUAAUUCACCACUACACUUCCAAUGAGCUUAUAACCAUAACCUGAUUUAGUGCAGGAGUGGGUGUUGAGUUUUUUCUGAAUUCAUUAUGAAAUGAUAGCAAACAUAAUUGUUACCUGCACAUGUAACAAUAAACAGUUUCUGCACUUUGUUAACAUGUCCUCUUUGUCUGUCUUCAUCGAAUAAUAAUUUACAAAAUCAAACAGUAAUCAU
This is a messenger RNA of Chelmon rostratus (copperband butterflyfish), 3312 nucleotides long. RefSeq names its product methyltransferase like 22 (gene mettl22). Gene Ontology annotation, biological process: protein methylation. Gene Ontology annotation, molecular function: protein methyltransferase activity. NCBI's taxonomy places the organism in Eukaryota, Metazoa, Chordata, Actinopteri, Chaetodontiformes, Chaetodontidae. The transcript is spliced from 11 exons. Gene Ontology annotation, cellular component: nucleus. Bases 96 to 1064 code for a protein of 322 amino acids. The record is from RefSeq and is a predicted model, not a curated record.